GUUGAAGAAGUCCCUCUCCCCAUGCCAUUGAAAAUUGACCAUUUAAGAUACAAGCCAGAUUCCCAAGGGCAGUCAGUAUUACCAGACCUAACCCAGCCACCACCAGGUCUUGCUGGGUCAGCAGGAAUUUCUGACUCUUCAGCAAAUAGCAGAGUUUUGCUGCCAACUCCACACAGUAAUCAGUCAAUUAACAGACCUCUAUUACCAACUCCUCAUGGAGGUCAAGCUUCAAACAAAGUUUUACUACCUACUCCUCCUGGAAUGCCACCAAAUUUUACAAGACCUCCCCCACCUUUGCUAGGGAUGGGACCUGCAGGACUACAUCCUCCCCCAGGUUUUGGUACACAAAGCACUUUCCAAGAUUCACAUUUACCUAGUGAGGACCAUCGUCGACCAUUCUAUGAUGAUCCACCUUUUGGUAAACGCCAGCAUCCAGAUGAUUAUAGAUCUGAAGGAGACCGUCCGUACAAAAUGCAAAACACAAACUUUGAUGAUUUGCAGGGAUACCGUGCUGAAUAUGAUAAUAAUUACACUUCUUCACCUGGCCUUAGUGGCCUUCCUAGUCACACUGGAAACUUCCGAUCCCAUGAUAUUGAUUAUGAUACAUAUUCACAUCAAAGGAGAAAUGAUGAUCAUCCAACUGACCAUUUCUUAGAUGAACGUCCAACAUAUUGUGUUGAAAGCUCAAGACUCAAUGAACCAAAGAGGUACUCCCUUCGUGAUGAAAGCUUUGAUACAUCAAUGCCAAGAGAGAUACCUCAUCUGGAUGCAGAUAACUUGAAUGUCAAUAUACCCGAUUGGCUUGUAGAGGAGGGUGGAAAACUUUGUCUUAGUGACACUAGCAAUGGGACAUCAGUCAUACGUUACUGGCCAAAUUUCAUGACAUCACAAGGGCAUACGGUACUGUUUAGAGUCCUUCGCAAACGACUGAAGUGGUAUCAGCGACGUGCAAUGGUUGAUGGACAAUGGCACAAUUUGCCUCAUCUUCUCUCAUGGAUUGGACCUUGUGAUUACUCAUACUCUGGGGUAACAUUGGAAAAAAAUACAGAUUGGCUACCUGAAAUUGUUGAUUUGUUACACAGGUUGAUAAGAUAUACUGGCAAUCAGUAUAACUGCUGUUAUCUCUCUCUCUAUCGUAAUGGUUAUGACACCACAGCAUGGUCAUCAGAAAAUCAUAUUGCUUUACGUAAAAAUCCAUCAGUUGCUGCUGUCUCCUUAGGUGCUACAAGAGUAUUUGAAAUGCGUAGAAAGAAUGGAGGUGGGUAUCUACGAUUCCCGCUUCAGCCUGGCUCAUUGCUGUUGAUGGAAGGGGCAACUCAAGAGGACUGGGCUCACCAGUUUCCAAAACAGCCAAAUGUUCCAGGAGAGAGGAUACAUAUCACUUUCCGCAAGUUUUAUAUGAUAGAAGGAGUAACUGUCUAAAGAAGAUUGUUUUAUACCUAUAAACUGUUUUAUACCUAUAAAAUAGUUUUUAACUCGUUACAGACUAUCUUGUAGAAAUUCUAAUGGCAUUUUUAUGCUUAUAUAUACAGAGAAUAUUUUGCACAUAUAUAUGUAAUUAAACUGUAAUUUAUUUACUGGAAGCAUAUAUGUAAUUAAACUGUAAUUUAUUUACUGGAAGCAAAGUUAUGAACAUUAUCUUCAACAUUAUACCAUCAAUAAAAAAUUAUGCUGUUUUGCACUGUGUGGCACUUCAA
Messenger RNA from Macrobrachium nipponense, 1697 nucleotides. RefSeq lists its product as uncharacterized. Gene Ontology annotation, cellular component: nucleus. Gene Ontology annotation, biological process: DNA alkylation repair; DNA repair. The record is from RefSeq and is a predicted model, not a curated record. Lineage: Eukaryota; Metazoa; Arthropoda; Malacostraca; Decapoda; Palaemonidae. Gene Ontology annotation, molecular function: dioxygenase activity; protein binding.